AUGAACAUCUUCAGGUUAUCUGGGGAUCUCUCCCAUUUAGCAGCCAUCAUCAUUCUGCUGCUAAAAAUAUGGAAAACCAGAUCUUGCGCCGGUAUUUCUGGAAAGAGCCAGCUUCUUUUCGCCUUAGUCUUUACUACUCGUUAUCUGGAUCUGCUCACCGCCUUCAUCUCGCUCUACAACACCACCAUGAAGAUGAUCUACAUCGGCUGUGCAUAUGCCACUGUCUAUCUGAUCUACGCAAAGUUCAAAGCUACAUAUGACGGCAACCAUGACACCUUCAGAGUGGAGUUUCUGGUGGUUCCUGUCGGGGGAUUAUCAUUCCUCGUCAACCAUGACUUCUCACCACUUGAGAUUCUGUGGACGUUCUCCAUCUACCUGGAGUCGGUGGCGAUCCUGCCGCAGCUGUUCAUGAUCAGUAAAACAGGAGAAGCCGAGACCAUCACCACACACUAUCUGUUCUUCCUGGGACUGUACCGAGCCCUCUACCUCAUCAACUGGAUUUGGAGGUUUUACUUCGAGGGCUUCUUUGACAUGAUCGCUAUUGUGGCUGGAGUAGUGCAGACCAUUCUGUACUGUGAUUUCUUCUAUUUGUACGUCACAAAAGUGCUGAAAGGAAAGAAGCUGAGCCUUCCAGCUUAA
Knipowitschia caucasica is the source of this 639-nucleotide messenger RNA. NCBI's taxonomy places the organism in Eukaryota, Metazoa, Chordata, Actinopteri, Gobiiformes, Gobiidae. The record is from the annotation of a GenBank genome assembly.